UUAAAUGCGCAACAAAUCAGUGUAACCGUUCAAGAAAAGCGACGUUGCUUUGAGCGCCACUGUGCACAUGGGCCACGGGUGUUGAAAAGGCUACCUCCUUUCCAAAGGAAAGAGAAGAAAAACCAGUUUCGGAUCUUCAUCUCCCUUCUUGCCGUUCUUUUGCUUUUGGGUGGUUUUCUCUCGGACUCAGUUCAUUCACAAAGAAGAAGAAGAAGAAGAAGAAGAAGAAGAAGAAGAAGGCACCGUGAGACUGAGUUUGGUUGUGGAAGAAGAGGGAAGAGAGAAGGAGAAUAAAGGGUAAGGAAAGAAUGUCGACUUUGACCGUCCCUCCGGUUCUCACCUCCCCAAGAGACGACGCGAUGCAAAUUUACCGUGCUUUCAAGGGUUUGGGAUGUGAUACUGCAGCGGUUGUCAAUAUUCUUGCCCAUCGGGAUGUCACACAACGCGCUCUUAUUCAGCAGGAAUAUCGCACCAUGUAUUCUGAAGAUAUUUUCAAGCGCUUAGAAUCGGAACUAACUGGCAAAUUAGAGACGGCUGUUUUGCUAUGGAUGCAUGACCCAGCUGGACGAGAUGCAAUAGUUGUAAGGCAGGCCUUUAUGGCGUCAUCAACAAAUGUUCAAGCUGCUACUGAAGUAAUAUGUUCUCGCACUCCAACUCAGAUACAGAUGUUUAAGCAACACUACUAUUCCAAGUUCGGCGUUCAUCUCGAGCAUGAAAUUGAGAAAUAUACCUCUGGGGACCAUAAGCAGCUUCUGCUUAAAUAUGUCGGUACGCCGCGAUAUGAAGGCUUGGAAGUCGAUAGGAUGGCUGUAGAACAGGAUGCAAAGGCUCUUUUCAAAGCUGGGGAGAAGCGGCUGGGGACCGAUGAGAAGACUUUUAUCAAGAUCUUUAGCGAAAGAAGCAGGGCACAUUUGGCUGCUAUUGAUUCUGCUUAUCAUAACAUGUACGGCAAUUCCUUAAAGAAGGCUGUGAAGAGCGAAACGUCAGGAUAUUUUGAGCGCGGUCUCUUGACAAUCUUACAGUGUUCUCAGAACCCAGCCCAGUAUUUUGCAAAGGUAUUACACAAGGCGAUGAAAGGUCUGGGGACCAACGACACAACACUGAUAAGGGUGAUCGUGACAAGGACCGAAAUCGACAUGCAGUAUAUAAAAGCAGAAUACCAUAAGAAGUACAAGAAGACUCUAAACGACGCAGUUCACUCUGAAACAUCAGGCCACUAUAGGACUUUCCUGCUUUCGCUUCUUGGCCCCAAACAUUAGGACUGUAGAUCCAUAAAUAGUUAGUCCGGUCAGAACCGUGUGCUCAUUUUCUUUCAGCUGGAUGAACUUGUACUUGGGGGAAUGGGUUGGUCAAUAGCACUUGGUGGGAGUGAAAAGUGAAAUUGCUUCUGUUGUAAAUUUCUCUCUGAUAAUUGUACCGGUGCCACUGUGUGUUUAGUGUACCCUUUAUAAGGAUAAUGCUAGUUUGGUUUUCAAGAUAUAACACCAGAGCAAUCAAUUUUCAAAA
Syzygium oleosum is the source of this 1506-nucleotide messenger RNA. Its product is annotated as annexin D5. NCBI's taxonomy places the organism in Eukaryota, Viridiplantae, Streptophyta, Magnoliopsida, Myrtales, Myrtaceae. The transcript has 6 exons. The coding region runs from base 309 to 1259 and encodes 316 amino acids. Gene Ontology annotation, molecular function: calcium ion binding; calcium-dependent phospholipid binding. Gene Ontology annotation, cellular component: cytoplasm. The record is from RefSeq and is a predicted model, not a curated record.